AUCAGGGCUCGCAAGACUGGAAAACACCAAGUUUUGUAUUUUUUUUGCUGUGAAAAUGAGCGGAACUCCCUUGGUUCUACGUCCGAAGAAUGCAGUGAAUGACUCUGAAGAUUUGCCUUAUGAAUACAUACCACUCGGCGCGGGGCAGAUAAGACUGCUGCGCCUCAACGCCGGCCAAGAAGCAGAUCAGCUCAAUGGCGAGCUCAUUGUUGAAAGCUUCGAAGAGCUGCCCCCGCGACAAAAAGCAGGUACUCCAGCUCCAACAGAACCGAUAGAUCCGAAGAAUUAUGUUUGCUUUGACGCGAUCUCCUAUGUCUGGGGCCAGUCAACCUUCACAGACACCUUCUUCACCCCUCAAGGAUCCAUCCCGAUAACAGCAUCACUCGCUUCUAUUCUACGCCGACUUCGCGAUGAAGAAAAGUCCCACCUAUACUGGGCUGACGGCCUUUGCAUAAACCAGUCAGAUAUGGCGGAGAAGGAAGCUCAAGUGUCUCUUAUGGGCAUCAUCUACAGCUCUGCCAUGAGGGUUCUGUGCGAUAUUGGUGAAGAAACGGAGAAUAUCGCACUUGUACUCGAAGCCAUAGAGCGCUACUGGAAGCGAAACAUCCGUCAUGGAUUUGUUAUGGGCCAAGGCGACUCCAUGAUCCUAUCAGGAGAGUCAACCGCAAAGCUCAUGGGCAUCCCAUAUCCAACAGAUGAGGAGGCAGAUGCUAUUGAAGAUGUUGAAGGAGACGAAUGGCCUGCGCGCUAUCUUGAACUCAUCUCCGCGCCAUGGUUUCACCGCCUUUGGGUCGUGCAAGAGUUUGUCCUUGGACGUGAUGUAGUCAUGGUCGUUGGUCGUCGACACAUACCUUGGGGACAGCUCUGGGCAGGUACUGUAUGGUACAAAGGCGUUGAAUGGCCAUGGGACUCAGCCAAGUAUACGAACGAGGAUCUAACAAGCCUCUUCAUUUCAUACAACGCCAUGUGUCUUGUUCGUUCAUGUCGACUCAUCGAUCUCAAUACGCCACAUGGCCGUGAGUUUAACGACACGGUCAAACUACUCCUUUGUGGAGUCGAGAUGAAUCAAGCAAACUUGCCGAUGUGCAUGGUGUUCUUCUGCUCCCACGGCUGCACUGUGCCACGGGACCGUUAUUUUGGUAUUCUCGGCAUGGUUGAUGAGGACGACAAAGAGAAAGCACUCAGUCUUCGACCUGACUAUACUUCCCCAAUGAGGGACAUAACGAUGCGAUUCUGGAAAUAUGCACUGCAGACCGAUUCGGGAGGAGAGCUCAUGCUCUGUGCGGGUCUACCAGGUCGCGCCGAAGAAUAUCCUUCUUGGAUACGGGAUCUUUCUGCACCGAAACCAUUGAAUCAUAUCUGGAUAGGAGCUCCUUUAAGUACUGCAUGGCACGCAGCAGGGGGGCCAGCAAGCACGUGGUCUGUAGACUUCAGCAAAGAUGACACUGAUCAGUGUUUUGUCCAAGGGUAUCACAUCGAUGAUAUCACAGACAAGUCGCCCAAUGGGCCUUCUGAUCCUUUCAACUUUGUGUCGAUGACUCGUUGGAUUGAAGAAGCUUUCAACUUCUUCGCUGGGACUGAAACAUCAGACGGCGAUUCGAAUACACUGUAUCCUCUGACUGCUGAUCCUGUCCGCGAAGCAGCUCUGAAGGUGGUGAUGGAUUAUAACAAACAAGACACCAUGAGCCCCGAUGACGAAGAAUUUAAGGACAUGCUGCGUAUAGGAUUGUCUCUCCCUCGCGUAGCUUUCUCUGAAGAUGCUGAGGAAGAGAUGGCUGGAGAAGAGGCGGCUGACACAGAGAGCAUUGAGGAAGAGGUCACUAAGGAAGAAACCAGCGAGGAAGAGACCAUUGAGGAGAGGAUUAUUUCUGAGUUUAAAGAUGAAAUACUCACUUUGCAAGAACUCUUCCUCCGUGUACACAAGACAAGAGGAUUGGGCUACUAUAAAACCGGGAAGGGUCUUUUUGCACUACUGCCAAAGGACACCCGCCCUGAUGACUCUGUUUGGAUUCUUAAGGGAUGCAGAUUACCUGUUGUACUACGGCCAAGUAUAUCGCAUGAUGAUUCAUAUGAGUUUGUUGGAGGUGGCUAUGUGUAUGGGAUUAUGAACGGAGAGAUGCUGGAAAAGCCUGGUUUUUCAUGGCAAGAAGUUUCGCUCAGAUGA
Molecule: messenger RNA, 2164 nt
Organism: Fusarium odoratissimum NRRL 54006
Lineage: Eukaryota; Fungi; Ascomycota; Sordariomycetes; Hypocreales; Nectriaceae
Exons: 1
Coding region: 56-2164 (702 amino acids)
Source: RefSeq, a predicted model, not a curated record